Messenger RNA from Dovyalis caffra, 1221 nucleotides. The record is from the annotation of a GenBank genome assembly. NCBI's taxonomy places the organism in Eukaryota, Viridiplantae, Streptophyta, Magnoliopsida, Malpighiales, Salicaceae.
AUGGAGAAGAAGGGAUCACAAAGAGAUGGGACUUUGUUGCAGCAUCCACUUCUCCUUCUACUUGCUUUAGCUAUAGGUUUUGUUAUAAUGGAUCCGUUUAAAAUGGGACCAUUAGGAGACCAUGAUUUCAAGCCUGUGAAGCACGACCUUGCACCUUACAAGCAAGUCAUGGAAAACUGGCCUAGAGACAACCGAAGCCGAUUAGGGUCCGGGAAUUUGGAGUUCGUUGACGAAGUUUUCGGUCCUGAAUCAUUGGAGUUCGACAGCCUGGGGCGAGGCCCUUAUGCUGGGUUGGCCGAUGGACGUGUUGUGAGAUGGAUGGGAGAGGAUGUUGGAUGGGAAACAUUUGCUCUUGUUACCACAAACUGGUCAGAGAAACUUUGUGCUAGAGGAGUGGACUCAACCACAUCUAAGCAAUGGAAGCAUGAGAAGCUGUGUGGUCGUCCAUUAGGUCUAAGGUUCCACGAAGAGACUGGAAAUUUGUACAUUGCUGAUGCUUAUUAUGGCCUUCUGGUGGUUGGACCUGAAGGAGGAAUUGCUACUCCUUUGGCCACUCAUGUGGGAGGAGAUCCAAUACUCUUUGCAAAUGACCUUGACAUUCACAGGAAUGGAUCCAUCUUUUUUACUGACACCAGCAGAAGAUAUGACAGAGCGGACCAUUUUUUCAUAUUGUUGGAAGGAGAAUCCACUGGUAGGCUUCUCAGAUAUGACCCUCCUACCAAAACAACUCAUGUAGUAUUGGAUGGCUUAGCAUUUCCAAAUGGAGUUCAGCUAUCUAAGGACCAAACUUUCCUCUUCUUCACUGAGACUACCAAUUGCAGAAUAAUGAAAUACUGGCUGGAAGGACCGAAAACCGGAAGGGUGGAACUUGUUGCGAACCUGCCUGGAUUUCCAGACAAUGUAAGACUCAAUGAAAAAGGCCAAUUCUGGGUUGCGAUUGAUUGUUGCAGAACAGCAGCACAAGAUGUUCUUACACGCAAUCCAUGGUUGAAAAGUGUGUAUUUCCGGUUACCAAUCCAAAUGAGGUACUUAGCCAGGCUGAUGGGCAUGAAGAUGUACACAGUUGUUUCCCUCUUUGAUGAGAAUGGAGAAAUCUUGGAAGUUCUUGAGGAUCCAGAGGGUGUAGUGAUGAAGCUAGUGAGUGAAGUUAGGGAAGUAGAAGGGAAGCUGUGGAUUGGAACUGUGGUUCAUAACCAUAUUGCUACCCUUCCUUAUCCUUAG